AUGUCCGAUGAGGAAUCCUCAGAUGGCGAAGAGUAAAUUAAUUUAGAAUAAAUAAAAUACAAUAGUUUAAUAAUUGAAGCAUAUAAUUCUUUCCAAAAAAGGGAUUUAAAACAAGCCAUUGAAUAUUAUAAUAAGGCUUUACUAGAUUUAGAACAUUAUUAAGAUUUUGAUAGAAUAGCACUUGUAUAGGCUAAUUUGGCAGUAAUUUAUUUCCAUAGUUGUUAAUAUAAAUAAUCUGAAUAACUUUUAAAAAAAUCACUAUAAACACUAGAAAAGGUAAAUUAAAUAUCUGAACAUAGAAAUGCAUUAUAUGUAAAGAUUUAUGCUAAUUUAUGUGUUGUGUAUAUUAUUUUGAAUAGAUAUGAUGAGGCUUAAUAAUCUAAUGAAUAAGCUAUUAAUAUUAUAAUAAAUAGUUAAGAUAAAUAAAAAAAAGAUCUUCUUGAAGAAUUAGUUUAUUUAUAUUUUAGAUUUAUUUCAUUUAAAAAUAUGGGUGAUGGUUAAUUUGAUAAUUUAGAAUCAAAAUAUCAAGGUGCUACUUUAGCUUGUUUUUAUUCUAGUAUGGCAUUAAAUAGAGAAUUAUGUAAUGAUUUAGUAGGAGCUGUAAAUUAUCAUUAAAAAGCUUUGAAAGUAUGGGAAUAAGUUAAUGAUUAGGGAUUUAUUAUUAUAUCUUUAAAACAUUUAAUUUAUUUACUUUAAAAUCUUAAUGAAUCUUAAAAUAAUAUAAUUUAAUAUUAAAAUAUGUUGAAUUAUUAUUUAUAAACUGAUGAAUUUAAAGGAAUUAAUCCUGAAACACUAUUUAAAGAUUUUGAAAAUAAAAUUAAUUGUGCGAAAUAAGUUAAUAUUAAAAAAAUAUUUAUAUAAAUUAAUAUAUAUUAUGUUUAUUUUAAAAAAAAAAAAAAAUAGAUAACAAAUAGUGUAAAAAGAUUAGAAAAUGGAUUAAAUGAUUAAAUUUUAAAUAUAUCAUCUAAUAGUUUAUUAAAAUAAAAUAAUGCAGAGGUUUUAAAUGAUUUCGGAGAAAAUUUUUGGAAAUAAGCUUUAAGAUUAAGAUUAACUAGUUCUAUAAGAUAUAGUUAAUAAAUUAUUUAAGGAAAGAAAUUAGAUUAAGAACAAAAAUAAGCUCUUUAAAUUGGAUUAGAUUAAAUGAAAUAAACUAUAAUAAUGCUAAAAUAAGAAAAACAUCCAUUAGUAGAAAAAUAAUUAAUAAAUAUGCCUUUUACAUAAUAAGCAGUCAGUAAUUUAAAGGCAUCCAUAAGUAAAUUAAAUAAAAUGAUUUUAAAAUUUAUUUUUUUGGAUGCCUUUGAUAAAUUAUAAAUGAAUGCUGUUAAUAAAUCUAGAUUAUCUGCAGUUAAUAGACAAUAAAAAAAAAUUAACAAUAUAAUUGAAAAUGCUUAUAAAUAUACCAUGGUAGGAGAUUAUUUAUUAAAAUGCAAUAAGACUUCUAACGGUAGAUUAUAAAAAUUCUUUAAAUUAGCUCAAGACUGUACUUUAAGAUGGACUGCAAGAGAAAAAAAUAUAAAUAAUAAAUCUAAAGUUUAAUUUUAUCAUAUGUAAGAAGUUAGAGGUGUUGUUUAUGGAAAAGUAACUGACGUAAUGUGUAAACCUUAUAAUAAAAAAUUAUAAUCUUGGCUCUGCUUUUCUCUUAUAUUAAAAAGUAGAUCUUUAGAUUUUUUCUGUGAACCAGAUUAAAUUAAUAAAUGGCUAAUUGCUUUAGGAUCCGAAACUAAGAAGUUUAAUCCUGGUUCAUAUGCACUUAGGCCUGCGUAGGUUUAUUGGAGAAAAAUGAAACUUAUAUUAUAUUAUUACUUUGUCGAACCUCAUUUGUAGAAAGGGAAAACUUUCUAUCAUUCGUUUGUUAAGGUUAUUAUUGCUUUUGGAAGAAAUUAAUAUAAACUACCGAUAAUUAAUAAUACAAAAUGA
Ichthyophthirius multifiliis is the source of this 1917-nucleotide messenger RNA. RefSeq lists its product as hypothetical. Gene Ontology annotation, molecular function: protein binding. Lineage: Eukaryota; Ciliophora; Oligohymenophorea; Hymenostomatida. The transcript is spliced from 7 exons. The record is from RefSeq and is a predicted model, not a curated record.